Aspergillus costaricaensis CBS 115574 is the source of this 941-nucleotide messenger RNA. RefSeq names its product SGNH/GDSL hydrolase family protein. The coding region runs from base 53 to 835 and encodes 260 amino acids. NCBI's taxonomy places the organism in Eukaryota, Fungi, Ascomycota, Eurotiomycetes, Eurotiales, Aspergillaceae. The transcript has 4 exons. The record is from RefSeq and is a predicted model, not a curated record.
CCCAUAGACACUUUUUUUUUGCUAGACAAGCGCGCCAUCAGCAUACACCACAAUGUCCAACACCGUUGCAGCUGCCGAGGAAGAAGGCGUGUACACGCCUUACGACCAAUUCUUCCUCUUCGGUGACUCCAUUACCGAGUAUUCCAAUGCUCAGGACAUGGGAUUCGGGUUUUCCCCAGCGUUGCAGAAUGCCUACGCCCGCCGCCUGGACGUGGUGAACCGUGGACUAGCCGGAUACAACACCCUCCAUGCCCUCAAAGCCUUCCCCAAGUGCUUCCCUUCACCAGAGCGCGCCAACGUCCGACUCAUGACCAUCUGGCUCGGCGCCAACGACGCCAGUCUCCCCGGCUUCGAGCAGCACGUCCCCAUUGAGACCUACAAGCAAAACCUCAGAAACAUCAUCCAGCACCCCCUCACAAAGGCCCAGAAUCCCCGCAUCAUGAUCAUUACUCCUCCUCCCAUCAACGAGUACCAAUUGGCCGGGUUCGACGCUAUGAAGGGGAACCCCCAUCCGACUCGGACUAACGCGCACACCAGGACGUACGGUCAGGCUGCGCGCGAAGUUGCUGCAGAGUUUGGUCUACCCGUUGCGGAUGUCUGGAGCGCGUUCAUGUCGUCUGUUGGGUGGAAGGAGGGUCAGCCGCUGGUUGGGUCGAGGGAUUUGCCUGAGAAUGCCAGAUUUGCUAGUCUGUUUACGGAUGGCUUGCAUUUGGCUGCGAAUGGAUAUCGCAUUGUGUUUGAGGAGGUUAUGAAGACUAUUCAGGAGAGCUGGCCCGAUCAGGUGCCGGAGAACCUUCCUUAUGUGUUCCCUCCUUGGGCGUUGGCGCCGAAAUAGGGGCUCGGCUUGAAACAUUGGAGAUGCUUGUGCUAGUGCUACUAGUGGGAGUACCGUCUCAUCGGCUGUGUGGUAUACUGCUUCGAAUGGUGGAUAAUAUAUAGAG